UCCAAAAGGCGGGAAAUUAGUGAGAAUACCGUCCAACCAGCAACUUGUAUUACCUCAGUACUAGUCUUAUCCACAACAAAUCCUUUUUCAAUCUUCAUCUUCUUCUACUCACUUCCCUCUUCCCACAACCAUGAACACUCCCCUAAUUCUCCCAAAUUAUCUCACUUUAUCUUCCCCAAUUUUAAAUUUUCCAAACCCUAAACCUAAUCUCUCUCCUAAACUCCCUUCACUUUCCUCCAAUUUCCACCUCUUCCGCUCUCUUCUCCUCCAUCAAAACCCCUUCCUCAAGAUGAAUCGGGCAAUCAAUUUGAAUAACUCAGUUAAUGCGUCGGAAGAUGAAUUUUGUGGUGAUGAUUUGGUAGUUGAAGCGUCUCUUACUAGAAUUCUUCCACCUGCUUUGACAUUGGAGCAUGGUGUUGUUGCAUUGAAGGAUGCGCUUCAGGAAUUUAAGCUUAAUCCUCCGAGUUCUGCUAGUGGUUUAAUUAGAUUUCAGGUAGCUGUGCCCCCAAGUGCGAAUGCUUUGGACUGGUUCUGUUGUCAGCCUGAGGCAUCGGGAGUGUUUCCUCAGUUUUACAUGUCCAAGCAAUCAAAGAAUCCAACUCGCGAGUCAGCUUUCUUUAACAAGACUCGUGGGGUUUUUGGAAUUGGAGCUGCGGUUUCUUUUAGACAGUCAUCUUCUAGAUCUGAUGAGUGGAACUCAUUUAGAAGAUAUUUGUUGGUUGAUUCACUCAAUAUCACAGUGUAUGGCUUCAUUGAUAGCAAUAACGACAUCAAAUCUUCUUUUAUGAAGCAUGAGACUGGUUCAUUGUACUUUAUAAUUCCUCAGAUAGAACUAAAUGAAUGUGAAGGGUUCUGCAUAUUAGCUGGGACACUUGUAUGGAGUGACUCGUUCUGGUGUAAUUUCAAGCAAGCUCUUUAUUCUUAUGAGAAUUCUCUCUUACAGGCAAUCAAUCAUUUUCCUGCUAUGCUGGAGAAUUGCUGUGCAAAUAUGAUGAAGUCGACUGUCAACAUCUUCAAUAUGGUAGAGGAUAGAAAGAUGGAAAUGGUUUACAUGGAAGCCCCGUUGUUGGGUAGUUACAGUAAUGCUGCUAGUAUUGUGGAAAUGAAAAAUAUUGCAUCUUCAUGUCAGUUCUGCAUCAGGCUUUCCCAGAAGACAGCAGUUUCAAACAAUAUGUUGGAUGAUACCAGUGUAACAAGUUCUAUCCUGCAAGAGUGUGCCAACAUCAAUUCUGUCUGGGCAUCGCUUAUUGUUGAGGAAUGUUCUCGACUUGGCUUAACGUAUUUUUGUAUAGCCCCAGGAUCAAGGUCAUCUCCUCUUGCAGUUGCAGCAUCAACUCAUCCACGUAUAACUUGUAUUGCAUGCUAUGAUGAGCGAUCACUUGCAUUCCAUGCCGUCGGGUAUGCCAGAGGAUCUCAGAUACCUGCUGUUGUUAUUACAACGUCUGGGACUGCAGUUUCAAAUCUGUACCCCGCUGUUGUGGAGGCUAGUCAAGAUUUUGUACCUCUAGUAUUGCUCACAGCUGAUCGCCCUACAGAAUUGCAUGCUGCUGGAGCAAAUCAAGCAAUCGAUCAGGUGAACCAUUUUGGCUCUUAUGUGAGGUUCUUCUUCAAUCUUCCAGCACCAACUGAUCAUAUCAAAGCAAGAAUGGUUCUCACAACUGUUGAUUCUGCUGUCAAUUGGGCUACUUGUUCACCAUGUGGUCCUGUUCAUAUCAACUGUUCUUUUAGGGAACCAUUGGAAAACAGUCCCCAAAUUUGGAUUAGAAGCUGUUUAGACAAGCUGGAUUUUUGGAUCUCAAGCACUCAACCUUUUACUAAAUAUAUCAAAGUGCAAUCGUCUUAUGCGCAUGCUGCCUCUUAUGGCCUAACAUCUGAGGUUGAAAGGACGAUUAAGAAUAGUAAGCAUGGGCUAUUAGUCGUUGGUGCUAUACACCAAGAAGAUGAAAUUUGGGCAGCUCUUGUAUUAGCUCAACAUCUUUCAUGGCCUGUUGUUGUGGACAUCUUGUCAGGCUUACGAUUACGAAAGCUAUUGACUUCUUACCGUGAAUAUGAGAAGAACUUUGUUUUCAUUGACCACUUUGAUCACGUGCUGCUCUGUGAUGCAGUCAGGCAAUGGGCAGAAUUAGAUGUAAUUAUUCAGGUUGGGAGCAAGAUAACAAGUAAAAGGAUUUCUCAAUUUCUGGAACAUUGCUUUCCGUGUUCAUAUAUAAUGGUUGACAAGCACCCUUGUCGACAUGAUCCUUCACACAUAGUGACACAUCGGAUUCAGAGCACAAUCUCACAAUUCACUGGGGGUCUUCUGAAAGACACUUUUCCAUAUACUACAAGCAGCAAAUGGAGUAGUUUUCUGCAAGUUGCAAAUUCGGUGGUGGUUUGGGAGUUAACGUUUCUAAUCUGCUCUGAGUACUCACUGACUGAACCUCAUGUUGCACAUAUAAUUUCAGAAGUAGUUGGCUCUGAUACUGUUUUAUUCAUUGGAAAUAGUAUGGCUAUACGUGAUGCAGACAUGUAUUCUCAAGGAGUUGUAAGUUGCACUAAUCAAACAUCUCAGUCAGCAUUACUAUGCCAAGGGAUACACAUAGCGGGCAAUAGAGGAGCUAGUGGUAUUGACGGUUUGCUAAGUUCAGCUGCUGGUUUUGCUGUGGGAUGCAAGAAAAGGGCAUUGUGUAUAAUUGGAGAUGUUUCUUUUCUUCAUGAUACAAAUGGUUUGGCAAUAUUGAGUUCAAGGAUGGGGCGGAAGCCUAUGACAUUACUUGUUAUCAACAAUCGUGGUGGUGGGAUCUUCAGUUUCCUUCCAAUCGCAGAAAAAAUUGACUCUGAAAUUUUGGGAAAGUAUUUCUAUUAUAAUCAUCGCAUUUCAGUCAACGAGCUAUGUGCUGCACACGGUGUGAAGCAUCUGCUGGCAGAGACAAAACUGGAACUUCAUGAAGCUUUAUUAACAUCCCAACAGGCUGAUGUUGAUUGUGUCAUAGAAGUUUCAGGUGCAAUCAACACUAAUGCAGCAUUUCAUAGUCUCUUGAAAAAUUAUGCUGCCCAAGCGGCAUCUCAUGCUUUCACAACUCUAUCACAACUUUCUCCUCCAGAAUCAUCUGCAAAUGAUUUCUUAUAUAAAGUUGCCAAAUUGGAGUACUCGUUGUAUGGAGUCAGCCUUGCUGCUCCACCAACUUCAGUUUCCGCUGACAGAACUCCGUCAAAUUAUGUUAGACAAGGCUUCAUUUUAGCUUUGACUCUUGAUGAUGGAAGUACUGGGUUUGGUGAGAUUGCACCUCUUGAAAUUCAUGAAGAAAAUUUGCAAGAUGUGGAAGAACAGCUGCGCUUCCUUCUCCAUGCCCUAAAAGGAGCUACUAUUAGCUAUCAGCUUCCCCUGUUGAGAGAGUCUUUUUCUGUGUGGAUAUGGAGAGUAAUUGGAGUUCCGCCAGGAUCUCUAUUCCCAAGUGUUCGAUGUGGCCUAGAGAUGGCAACUUUGAAUGCUAUAGCUGCAAGACAAAAGUGCACUUUGCUUGGUAUACUCUGGCCUCAACCAGUUCAAAUCAAUGUCAAAAACCAGCAGCCAGCAAGCAUUGAUAUCUGUGCCCUUGUUGAUGCUGAAGGGAGUCCACAUGAAGUUGCAAGUACUGUAUCUGCUCUUGUUGAAGAAGGGUUUCGUGCUGUUAAAGUAAAGGUAGGUCGCAGAGAUGAUCCGAGGGAAGAUGGUGCAGUUAUUAAGGAAAUAAGAAGAAAAAUUGGUGCUGAGGUUGAACUUCGUGUGGAUGCUAACCGUAAAUGGACCUACGAAGAGGCUAUCAUAUUUGGAUCUCUUGUCAAGGAUUGUGACUUACAAUAUAUUGAGGAACCUGUACAGUGUGAAGAAGAUAUUGUGAGGUUCUGUGAAGAUUCUGGCUUGCCUGUUGCAUUAGAUGAAACCAUUGACAAUAUUCAAGGAAAUAUAUCUGAUUCUUUGGCCAGAUUCACGCAUCCAGGAGUGGUGGCUCUUGUAAUUAAGCCAAGUGUUGUUGGUGGAUUUGAAAAUGCAGCAGUAAUUGCAUGGUGGGCUCAUAUUAAGGGUAAAUUGGCUGUUGUGAGUGCAACCUUUGAAACUAGUCUCGGAUUGUCUUCCUAUGUUCAGUUUGCAUAUUAUCUUGAGAUGAGAAGUUCAGAAAUAUCCCAAGCAGUAGAUAAGAAACCGACAAAAUGUGUAUCUCAUGGUCUUGGAACAUACAAAUGGCUGAAAGAAGAUUUAACACUUGAUCCACUUGUUAUUUGCCGACAGCCAAAGAGUAGAUUUAUAGGUGCAUCUAUCGACGAUGCUGAUCGAGUCCUCCGCAAUUUCCAAGUUAACUGCAAUGUUAUCUCAAAAAGGUCUGUUGAAGAGAACAUAUCUACUUAUCAGCUUGGCGUGAAAGUAGAUGAUUGUUCUUAUGUGAUCAAGGUGCAAGAGAUGGGAGAAAGGAGAGAUGGAAAUACACUUCUAUUUCUUCAUGGUUUCCUGGGAACUGGUGAAGACUGGACCCCAAUCAUGACAGCUCUUUCAGGAUCUGCAAAAUGCUUGUCUAUUGAUCUUCCUGGCCAUGGAAGCUCAAUACUACAAUCACUUGAUGAUAGUGGCAAUCCAACUGAAGGGCAAAGUUUAUCAAUUGAACUAGUUGCUGCAGUCUUGAGCCAGUUGAUAAAUAAAAUUAGCACAGGAAAAGUCACUCUUAUUGGGUACUCUAUGGGGGCCAGGAUAGCAUUGUACAUGGCAUUGAGAUUCAGUGGCCAGAUUGAUGGAGCUGUCGUGAUUUCUGGAAGUCCUGGUUUAAGAGAUGAAAUGGAGAGAAGGAUUCGUGCUGCAAAAGAUGAUUCUCGCGCACAGUCAAUCAUCUCCUUUGGUUUGGUGCCUUUCCUGGAAAACUGGUACAGCAGUGAUUUGUGGAAUAGUUUCAGGGGACACCCAAGUUAUGAUAAGGUUGUAGCAAGUCGCUUGGAGCAUCAUGAUAUUCAUGGUCUAGCAAAGGCUUUGUCUGGUUUGAGUAUUGGAAGGCAGAUGCCACUCUGGGAAGACUUGAAACACUGCAAAAUACCUCUUAUGUUUGUUGUUGGAGAAAAAGAUGAGAAAUUCAAGAGUAUCAGUCGGAAUAUCAGCCGUAUAAUGGGUCAGACAACAAAUCAUGAAGUAGUUGAAGUUUCUGAUUGUGGACAUGCUGUUCACUUGGAAAAUCCUCUAGCACUUGUUAGACUGCUGAGACAAUUUUUGACAAAAACAAGCUAGCAAGGAACAUCGAAAUCUGCUGGAUUAGUUGCAACUUGCAAGUAAGCUCAUUCUAGCCAUCUAAUUAUUUGCCCGCAUCCCAAUCCAUCCUUGUGAAGGUGCUCCAUAAAGAUCUCUCAAAUGAUCGAAGAUAACAUGUUAAUAAAAUGAAAGAACAGGUUGAAUUUUGGAAAUGCUAUCUGAAUUUACUCGUGUAGUACAACUACAGUUUGAUUAAAGCUGUCUCAGUACACUGUGAUGAGCAAUCCUUAAUUCAAUCUGUUAAUUUACUUUAAUUGUUGAAUAACUAUAAUUCAAUCUACUUUGGGAAGAGACCUUUUCUGGGUAUGCCGUAAUGUUUUUAGCUCGACAAUGCCGAAUAGGGAGGGAAACUACAGUUCUUGUUGGCUGUUCUCGCUUUAACCAACUGAGAAAUGUACUUUGAAGUACUGUACUUUUAGUAUAUUUGUAUUGGCAAUGUAUAAAUGUAAGUGAAUUCUUGUAUUUUUACAAGGCUGAUAUAGACUAUGGAACAGAAUAUGGAAGAAUGCGUUUUGUUCA
Chenopodium quinoa (quinoa) is the source of this 5767-nucleotide messenger RNA. Its product is annotated as protein PHYLLO, chloroplastic-like. The record is from RefSeq and is a predicted model, not a curated record. The transcript is spliced from 28 exons. The coding region runs from base 131 to 5227 and encodes 1698 amino acids. Gene Ontology annotation, molecular function: 2-succinyl-6-hydroxy-2,4-cyclohexadiene-1-carboxylate synthase activity; 2-succinyl-5-enolpyruvyl-6-hydroxy-3-cyclohexene-1-carboxylic-acid synthase activity; thiamine pyrophosphate binding. Gene Ontology annotation, biological process: menaquinone biosynthetic process; amino acid catabolic process. NCBI's taxonomy places the organism in Eukaryota, Viridiplantae, Streptophyta, Magnoliopsida, Caryophyllales, Amaranthaceae.